Molecule: messenger RNA, 1579 nt
Organism: Eufriesea mexicana
Lineage: Eukaryota; Metazoa; Arthropoda; Insecta; Hymenoptera; Apidae
Gene: ND-51
Product: NADH dehydrogenase (ubiquinone) 51 kDa subunit
Exons: 7
Coding region: 53-1462 (469 amino acids)
Biological process (GO): mitochondrial electron transport, NADH to ubiquinone
Cellular component (GO): respiratory chain complex I
Molecular function (GO): FMN binding; NAD binding; NADH dehydrogenase (ubiquinone) activity
Source: RefSeq, a predicted model, not a curated record
UUUAAGUGGACAGGCUAAUGUCGCAAACUUCAGCAAGUUCGCAAACGGCAAGAUGGCUGGUGCCAUUGUACGGUGUCUUCAGGUCCCAAGGAGACAGUUGGGUUUCCUUGGGUCUUCGUUGACCAGCCAUCAACAGAGAACAUUUGCUGAUGCCGCACCGGAAGGAAAGAAAAGGGGUGGUCCCCUGGCUGACCAGGACCGUAUUUUCACAAAUUUAUAUGGUAGGCACGAUUGGAGGUUAAAGGGUGCUCUGCAAAGAGGAGAUUGGUAUAAGACUAAGGAAAUUGUGGAAAAAGGUGCAAAUUGGAUUAUUAAUGAGAUCAAAAUAUCUGGUUUGAGAGGUCGGGGAGGUGCAGGUUUCCCAUCUGGUAUGAAAUGGUCCUUUAUGAACAAACCCUCCGAUGGGAGACCAAAAUAUUUGGUAGUUAAUGGAGACGAGGGUGAACCUGGUACUUGUAAAGAUCGCGAAAUUUUACGUCAUGAUCCUCACAAAUUGGUAGAAGGUUGUCUAAUUGCUGGUCGAGCAAUGGGAGCUUGUGCUGCUUAUAUCUACAUUCGUGGUGAAUUCUACAAUGAAGCAUCAAAUAUGCAAGUUGCUAUUGCUGAAGCAUAUCAAGCUGGUUUGAUUGGAAAGAAUGCCUGUGGAUCUGGUUAUGAUUUUGACAUCUUUGUACAAAGAGGAGCAGGAGCAUAUAUUUGUGGAGAAGAAACUGCUCUUAUUGAAUCUAUCGAAGGAAAGCAGGGAAAGCCUAGGCUAAAGCCACCUUUCCCAGCUGAUGUUGGAUUAUUUGGUUGCCCUACUACUGUCACAAAUGUUGAAACUGUUGCAGUAGCUCCUACCAUUUGCAGGCGAGGCGGAGCAUGGUUUGCGUCAUUCGGUCGACCACGUAAUCACGGAACUAAAUUAUUUAAUAUUUCGGGACACGUAAACAAUCCCUGUACUGUAGAAGAAGAAAUGUCCAUUCCUUUGAAAGAGCUUAUUGAAAGGCAUGCAGGAGGUGUAAUUGGUGGAUGGGAUAAUCUGUUGGGUGUAAUUCCCGGAGGAUCUUCCACUCCUGUUAUUCCCAAAAGUGUAUGUGAUACAGUGUUGUUGGACUUUGAUGACCUUGUCAGAGUACAAACUUCCUUUGGUACUGCAGCUGUAAUUGUGAUGAACAAGCAAACUGAUAUCAUUAAAGCUAUCGCACGCCUUAUUAGCUUCUAUAAACACGAAUCUUGCGGUCAGUGCACUCCGUGUCGCGAGGGAAUAAGCUGGAUGUAUAAAAUCAUUGGAAGGUUCGUCAAAGGGCAAGCGGAAGUACACGAAAUAGAUAUGUUGUGGGAGUUGACUAAACAGAUUGAAAUGCAUACUAUUUGUGCUUUGGCGGAUGGUGCAGCAUGGCCAGUACAAGGCCUGAUUAGGCAUUUUAGACCUGAAAUAGAAGCACGUAUUCAAAGCCGCAAACGAGCUAUGGCCAAUUGAAACUAAAGUGUGUAUAAGGCGUAGCAUGUUGCGGUGUAGUUGAAUUUCCUUUGUAAUUCUACCGAACUUUCAUCGUUUUUUGAUGGUAUGGUGAAUAAAAUAAAUAAAAGAACAUAA